CUCCCCCAGUCGGCUGAACUCUCGAAGGUCGGCAAUGAAGAAUUCGCUUGUCCGUAUUGGUACAGUAGAAGGUGAUUUAGUGAAGCGAGCUUUAGCGGCUUUGAUUCGUCCUUCGUCGCAUCACCAGAGGCGCAGAGGCGAUUUCCAGCCUAGGCCGAGCCGGCUUUCGAGAAUGUCGAAAGCAGAGGAUGUAUGAGAUUUAUUUGUUUUACAGGUUUGUGGUUUGGAUGAUACUGUUUGAAGAUUGUGUAUUUUCGGCAGAAAAUACUCCGGCGAUGGCGUCAGAUUCCGGCUGAGGUUGAAGAUGGUGAAUCAAAACCCUAGCUAUGAUGCGAUGCAAUUUUGGUGUGCGGAUGAUCGGAUUGUGGAGGAAUUCGUGAUGGAGCAGCCGAUUCCGCCCAGGAGUUCGCCGGUACUGAGGAGAUUAUCCGGGUUGGAGAGAUGCUUCUGCUUCUGGCCUGUCCUUCGCGGCCCCACUUCUCACUUCAAGCCAGAUCUCCGUCGCUGCGAGUCCCGAAAGCAUACAUCUUCAUUCAAUCCGAUUCAUCAAUCCGAUUCAACAAAGGGGGAUUGUUCAUUAUUUGUUCUUGUGUCUCAGUGUCUCACCAAAAUUCCACUGGAAAUGUCUGCCCUGAGUUGGGGUUGUCUUCUCUUUGUGCUUCUCCUGGCCACCAGUAUUGAUGGUGGGAAAGGGUCUUCUUCUGUGGAUCAGCAAAAACUGGACGCAGUCUUGGAUUUGCCAGGGCUUGGCUUCAAUGUCAGCUUUGCACACUAUUCUGGGUAUGUGACUGUGAACCAGGAGUCUGGGAGAGCACUUUUUUAUUGGUUCUUUGAGGCUGUGGAGGACCCUUCUUCUAAGCCUCUUGUUCUUUGGCUCAAUGGAGGGCCUGGAUGUUCAUCAAUUGCUUUUGGAUUGGCUGAGGAAGUUGGGCCUUUUCAUGUUGAGAAAGAUGGGAAGACCCUAUACUGGAAUCCUUACUCUUGGAACUUAGCUGCAAAUCUAUUGUUUGUUGACUCUCCCGCGGGAGUUGGUUAUUCGUAUUCGAAUACUUCCUCUGAUAUUCUUACUCAUGGCGAUAAAAGGACAGCUGAGGAUUCGCUAGAGUUUUUACUAAAAUGGUUCGAAAGGUUCCCACAAUAUAAAGGGAGGGAGUUUUAUAUCACAGGAGAGAGCUAUGCCGGGCAUUAUGUUCCUCAGCUAAGUCAGGCCAUUGUGAAGCACAACGCUAAUGUAAAAGACGUUGUGAUCAACUUAAAGGGUUUCAUGGUGGGAAAUGCUUUGACUGAUGACUACCAUGACCACUUGGGACUUUUUCAGUUUAUGUGGGCAUCUGGUAUGAUUUCUGAUCAAACGUUUAAGAAGGCGAAUCUUUUGUGCGACUACCAAUCGUUCAUCCACCCCUCGGAGGAGUGCAAUAAGGUUUUAGAUACUGCUAGUGACGAGCUAGGAGAUAUCGAUACCUACAGCAUCUUCACCCCGACAUGUACAGAAAGUUUUAGUAUAAUGAGCAGGGUGUUAAAAAGACGUGACAGGAAGGUUGGUCUUCUGAGGAGAAUCUACGACCCCUGCACAGAGAGGCACUCGACUAUCUACUUCAACCUUCCCGAAGUUCAGAAGGCUCUUCAUGUUCAUACCACUAAUUCCUCGUUUGAAUGGGUAACCUGCAGCGAUGAGGUAUAUGACUUUUGGAAGGAUUGUCCUACAACUGUGUUGGACGUCUAUCAAGAACUUAUAACUGCAGGGCUUCGCAUUUGGGUAUUCAGUGGUGAUACAGACGCUGUAAUCCCUGUCACAUCGACACGUUACAGCAUAGACGCUCUCAAGCUUCCCACUGUUAGUCCCUGGCGCCCUUGGUAUGACAAUGGACAGGUUGGGGGAUGGACACAAGAAUACGAAGGCCUGACGUUUGUUGCUGUACGAGGAGCAGGCCAUGAAGUCGCUCUGCAUAGGCCCAAACUAGCUCUCACGCUCGUCGAGUCUUUCCUGGCGGGAACUUCAAUGCCCGGCCUGCAACGAAUCAGCGACUCGUGAUUGUUUAGCCCCCACGGGGAAGAACGGGAAUAAAAUGGUUAGCAGUUGCUCUGCUAUGAUGUAUGAUGUAGCUGCAGAAAGUUGGUUUUAGAUUGUUGUAGACAUAUCCUUUUGGAUGAUGAUUUGCUUUAAUGCUUUAAUCAAACUCAUCAAUGGAGGGCUCAAGGAUCUGCAGUAAACAACAGAAAAUGAGAAAACAAUACAAAUUGAUCAAUAUAUUUGAGAAAUAAGAUGCA
Molecule: messenger RNA, 2268 nt
Organism: Ipomoea nil (Japanese morning glory)
Lineage: Eukaryota; Viridiplantae; Streptophyta; Magnoliopsida; Solanales; Convolvulaceae
Product: serine carboxypeptidase II-2
Exons: 13
Coding region: 305-2032 (575 amino acids)
Biological process (GO): proteolysis
Cellular component (GO): vacuole
Molecular function (GO): serine-type carboxypeptidase activity
Source: RefSeq, a predicted model, not a curated record